Messenger RNA from Sander lucioperca (pikeperch), 2770 nucleotides. Its product is annotated as zinc finger C3H1 domain-containing protein-like. NCBI's taxonomy places the organism in Eukaryota, Metazoa, Chordata, Actinopteri, Perciformes, Percidae. Gene Ontology annotation, cellular component: nucleus; exosome (RNase complex). The annotation marks the transcript as partial. The transcript is spliced from 11 exons. The record is from RefSeq and is a predicted model, not a curated record.
GAAGACGCCGCUAGUAGCUGUCUUAGCUAGCCGACAGAGCGGACCGAUUACCGACUGUUUGUCCGGUGAAACAUGAAUUUAACGGCUUCAGUCCGAUGAGUUGACAGCGGCAGACAGCCGUUAGUUUGGACGUUAGUACCAGAUGGAUUUAAACACGGAAAGCCGGUCUCCCAGAGAGGAGCGCGAGCUGGAAGACGGAGAGAUCUGCGAUGAUGAAACCGAGGAGAGUGUGCCGCUCCGGCGGGGGGAUGGUAACGGGAGCAGGCCGCUCGCGGCCGCGGUCGCGGCCGCGGCGCUUCUCAACGGUCUCGAAAACCUCACCAACGCCCGCACAACAUGCUGCCACACAUGGGCCACCCGCCGCGGACUUCAGACACUUGAUGCCACCGUACAACCGCGGACCUCACGCGCACGAGCCGUUCCCCUGAGCCACCGGCAGCAGUGCGGGCCGAGCGGGCCCGAACGGCCUCCCGCCGCGUCCAACGCGCCGCUGCCGCUUCUCGGGCCCCACGGAGCCCCGAACCCGAGGACCAGCUUCUGGGAGCGCAGCCACGGCGCCCUGGGCCGGUUCCGACACCGGGCCAUGCCGAACGGUGGCCGCGGGGGAUGGAGCCGAGGCGGCCGGGGCGGCGGAAACAGCCGAGGUCCCCCCGGCGGUCGCUACGGGCCCGCAGAGAGUCACGGUAACACGAAGGACUCUCCCUCGAGGAAACAGAAGCAGGCGGGGAGGAACCCGGGCAGGAAACCCGCUCACAGUGUUUCUAAACCAGACAACAGUGUUGACGAGUCCUUCGAGGACCUUCUGUCCAAGUAUAAGCAGAUCCAGCUGGAGCUGGAGUGCAUCCGCAAAGAGGAGACCCUGGCUCUGGAGCCCAAAGGGGACCAGAAGCCAGACCCUCCUGCCAGUGUUACAGACCCCAGACCAGACCCAGAGCCUCAGGAUUCUGCUCUGGCUCAGACUCAGGGCCCAGGUCUGGCUCAGUGUCCUGCUCAGAGUCCAGGUCCGGCUCAGUGUCCUGCUCAGGCUCAGAGUCCUGCUCAGAGUCCAGGUCUGGCUCAGACUCUGAGUCCUGCUCAGGCUCAGGCUCAGAGUCCUGCUCAGGGUCCAGGUCUGGCUCAGACUCAGGGUCCAGGUCUGGCUGCAGCUGCAGCUGCAGAGGAAGCAGCCCAGCUGGAGGAGAAAGAGAAGAAAGUCUUCCAGGCGUUCAACAUCAAGCCUCUGCGCCUGAAGCUGCCGCGGCCCGCCAGCCUGGACCAGCUGAGGACCAAGGGGGGCGAGGACCAGAAAGGAGCCGCUGACAGGGACGGUGAAGAAGAGGAAGAAGAAGUUGCUGCAGAAGCUGAAGCAGAAGCUGAAGAAGAGUUGGAGGAGAAGAAGAAGAAGACGGCGUGCGUGUGCUGCGGCGGAGAGGAAGCAGAUGGAGAAGAGAAAGCUAAACGCUGUUUGUGUCGGAGAGAGUCGUCGGCCUCCAGCGAGGACUCAGUCCUCUCUCCUGACAAGCCCGUGGUGAAGGUGGAGGAGGAGGAGCUGUCGGAGCUGCAGCUGCGCCUCCUGGCGCUCCAGUCGGCCAGUAAGAAGUGGCAGCAGAAGGAGCAGCAGGUGAUGAAGAAGAGCAAAGACCGCAUCACUAAAGUGGUCCAGGAGAAGAAGAGCGCCGGCCCUGCAGCCACGCCCACCACGCCACCCGGCAGCAGGCAGAGAGUCACCACCCGCUCUGCCUCCGCCGCUGCUGCUGCCUCCGCUGCUGCGGACCGGAGCAGAACCAGGUCCAGAGCUCUGGACAAGGAUCGGGAUCGGAGCAAGGCCGGGCCCAGAGCUGCAGACAGAGACCGGGACCGGCCCAAAGCCAGCCCUAAACCAGGCCCCAAGGCCCCGCCGGAGAGACGCAGCGCUGCUGGGAAGACCCACGCAGCCAAGAAGAUGAUCAGUCCCGGCUCGGCAGCCAAGCAGGCCUUCAGGAAGCAGCAGCUGAGGACCUGGAAGCUGCAGCAGCAGAGGGAGCAGGAGGAGAAACGCAGACAGGAAGAGGAGGAGCGACGCAAACGAGAGGACGAGAUCAGACGCAUCCGAGACCUGUCCAAUCAGGACGAGCAGUACAACCGCUUCAUGAAGCUGGUGGGAGGGAAGGCCAGGACGCGCAGCAAAUCCAGAGACCGAGAGCACAGGAAGUCAGCGGGGAAACAGGGUCUGGACGCCUCGGGGAACCUCUACCAGUACGACAACUACGACGAGGUCGCCAUGGACACGGACAGUGAGACGGGCUCGCCAGUGGCGUCUCCUCCUCACAGCUCUCAGCCUCCAGACGACCCGGCAGUGUUCCCUCGCCUGGCGCUGUACGCCGCUGACUGCCCUCCGCUAGGACUGGACUUGUGUCAACCGUUCCUCCCCCCCCUGCUCCACCCCCCGCCCCCCCCUCUCCCCCCUCCCCCUGACGAGGCCGAGCCUCCGCCCAAACCGCCCUUCGCUGACGAGGAAGAGGAGGAGGAGAUGCUGCUCCGGGAGACCUGCCUCAUGUCCAUGGCCAACAAGAGAGUGGCUGCCCCAGAGGACCAGAUCUCCAGCAGCCCUGCGUCUCCCAGCUGUCCUCCAGCUGCAGCCGUCCAGCAGCCAAUCAGAGGGAACCUGAGCUCCGUCAGCCUGAACGCCGUCGCUCCGUCACGCAGCAACAAGUUCAGCAGAGGACACCACGCUGCCAGAGCGCCACUGGUGCUGCCUCGACACAAGUCGUGGUGGUUUCUCUCAACGACUCGAGGACACGAGUCAGACGGG